Messenger RNA from Charadrius vociferus (killdeer), 771 nucleotides. It is a transcript of the gene PDC, whose product is annotated as phosducin. Bases 22 to 771 code for a protein of 249 amino acids. NCBI's taxonomy places the organism in Eukaryota, Metazoa, Chordata, Aves, Charadriiformes, Charadriidae. Gene Ontology annotation, biological process: regulation of G protein-coupled receptor signaling pathway. The record is from RefSeq and is a predicted model, not a curated record. The transcript has 3 exons.
UCUCCUACUCCAGCCACCAAAAUGGAAGAAAAUGCCAACACCAGCUUCGAAGAAGAUUUUGAAGGACAGGCGACACACACAGGGCCCAAAGGUGUGAUCAAUGACUGGAGGAAGUUUAAAUUAGAAAGUGAAGAUAGAGACUCCUUAUCCUUGAGCAAGAAAGAAAUUCUUAGACAAAUGUCUUCACCACACAGAUCUUUCAGUAAAGACGAUAAAGACACCAGAGAGAGAUUCUGCCGUAAGAUGAGCAUGCAGGAGUAUGAAUUAAUUCAUGAUGAGCAAGAAGAUGAAAGUUGCCUACAAAAAUACCGCAAGCGCUGCAUGCAGGAUAUGCACCAGAGGCUGAGUUUUGGGCCAAAAUACGGUUACCUGUGUGAGCUGCAGAACGGGGAACAGUUCCUGGAAGCCAUCGAGAAAGAACGUAAAACUACCACCGUCAUCGUCCACAUUUACGAAGACGGCAUCAAGGGCUGCGAUGCUCUUAACAACAGCUUGACCUGCCUGGCGGCUGAGUACGCCACUGUGAAGUUCUGCAAGAUCAAGGCCUCCGACACAGGGGCUGGAGACCGCUUCUCAAACGAAGUGCUUCCCACUCUACUUGUCUAUAAGGGUGGGGAGCUUCUGAGCAAUUUCAUUAGCAUUUCUGAACAAUUCAAUGAGGAGUUUUUUGCUGUGGAUGUGGAGUCUUUCCUAAAUGAGUAUGGGCUGCUACCUGAACGGGAGCUUCCAGGACUGGGAAAUGGCAACACGGAUGAGCAAGAUGUUGAAUAA